AAUAUUUAUUUAAACGGUAAAAAUAAAUCAAACUUGGUUCAAAAUCAAUGAUGAAAGAGAGAGCGAUGUGAACAAGGCAAUGGUUUACAGUAAAAUGAUCUAAUACUUCAAUCUUUACGGCUUCCUCUCAUGAUGUCAUGCUUUUGUUUUUCUAGAAGAUGAAUUAUUGUGAUAAAUAUUUAAGUAAAAUAAAAUAAAUCAAACUUGGUGAAAAAUACAUUGUGCAACAUUUAUUCCUUAUCGGAGUUUGCGGUCGGUAUUAUUUUUAAUCGGACUUUGCAGCUUCCGGUAUGACGACUAUGAUAUCACGCGUUUGUUUUUCUAGAUUGCGGUUUCCGUUUCCGUUUCCGGCCUAGCAUUGUACCCAGCAAACAACUCGCAAUUCACGUCAGUCUCUACUUGCCUCUCGUCGAAAUUAGUCGUUUCACUGUGAAAAAUAAAAAAAAAAUGUUUCUGUGCAGCACUUGUGGGGAAUUGUUUUCCUAUAAAAGGAAUUUGACAAGACAUGCGAAGACUUGUAAUGCCAAUGAAAUCCAAACUGCCACGCCCCAAACCAGCGUGGACGAGGGUGCUAGCCUUAGUAAACAUAUGUGCCAAAAAUGUUUGAAAUCCUUUAGCAGAAGUGAUAGUUUAGGCAGGCAUAUGAAGAUUUGUAAAGGAGCCCCUAAUGUCAAUCAGCCUGAACCAAAAAAUUUAGAGAAGACCUCCCUGAAAAGAACAAGCUCUGCCACUAACAUCAAUCAGGCAGAGUCAGAGUCUUCGGUGCCAAAGAGAGCUAGACUUGGUUUCAAUAACGAACACUUGGUAAUGCAGGAGGAAGGUGUUUACUUAGUUAAUACCUCUUACAAAAACCGAAUUGCUACAUACCGACUUUUAUCGAAAAAAGAUCCUAUCGCGUUAAUGAUUUUUUAG
Sitophilus oryzae (rice weevil) is the source of this 912-nucleotide messenger RNA. RefSeq names its product zinc finger protein 787-like. The coding region runs from base 448 to 912 and encodes 154 amino acids. The transcript is spliced from 6 exons. NCBI's taxonomy places the organism in Eukaryota, Metazoa, Arthropoda, Insecta, Coleoptera, Curculionidae. The record is from RefSeq and is a predicted model, not a curated record.